This is a messenger RNA of Seriola aureovittata, 9672 nucleotides long. RefSeq names its product RNA binding motif protein 33a (gene rbm33a). The transcript has 19 exons. Gene Ontology annotation, molecular function: RNA binding. Lineage: Eukaryota; Metazoa; Chordata; Actinopteri; Carangiformes; Carangidae. Bases 206 to 4159 code for a protein of 1317 amino acids. The record is from RefSeq and is a predicted model, not a curated record.
GUUUCCCACCCACAAUGCAUCAUCGCAGCAACCACAGCUCUGCCAUGUUUGUACUACGGUCGUGGAUGGAAAUCAAUGCUGCAUAGACGCUGUUUGGUUGCUAGUUUCACGCUUUUUUUUUUUACUGUCCUACGAGUGAAAUACGAAAGAUUAAAUGCAACCCCCAUUUUUGUAGUCAGACUUUGAGCGGGACACGCAGUGCACCAUGUCAGCCAACGGCCAGGAUUAUGACUUUGAUGAAUAUGACAAACCUGGUGCUGAGCGAUCACGCAGGAGGAGAGGUGAAGAUGAUGAUCUAGAGAGUGAUUUGGAAGAGGAUUUGUUGGAGGAGAAUCCCUCAGAAGUGUCUGAUGAAGAGCUGAAUGAUGACCUUCUACAAAGUGAUGAUGAAGAUGUGAACAUGGGUGGUCAGGAUAUGAGCCUCAAUGCCACAUACAGCUUAGGCACAUCCUAUGACCAGCAGGACAACUCGCAGGAAGCAGACUACACAGAUGACGUUGUGAACCUGGGUGCAGAGGGCUGUGAAGAAGGGGAUGUACAGGAGGAGGGGUACCAGCAAGAAGAGGAGUACACAGAGGAAUACAGCCAGGACGACAACACAGAGAUGCCUGAAGACCAGAUGGAUUACACUGUUGAGCUAGCUGACGGUGAAGAUGGCUACCAGGAUGAAGUGUUAGACAUCCAAAUCAAUGAGCCCUUAGAUGGUGAAUUUCAAGAUGAUGAAUUUCAAACCUCCUAUGAUGAGCCUCUGGAUGAACAUGGAGUCCAACAGGAGGAGGCCCCCGAGGAGGAGGAAGAGGUGGGGGGAGAACAGCAGCAGGAAGAAGAGGAGGAAGACACUGCAGAGGACUCUCAGGUCUUUGACACAGAGGAGGUUGAAAAUGAAGCUGUGCCUGAAGAAGAGACCAAGGAGGAAUCGGAUGAGGAGGAUGAGGAAGAUGAAGAGUCUGGUCGCAUACGGUUCAAGUCUGAGAGAAAAGAUGGCGCUGUUGUGCGUUUGGCUGAUGCAGGCAGUAAAAGGAGGAACAUCCCUGAAACAUUAGAACUGUCAGAGAAGGCCAAGCAGGAUCUGAGGGAAUUUGAGGAGCAAGAACGGCAGAAAAGACAGAACCGUUACGGAGGCCGGGGGAGAGGAGGAGGAGGAGGCGGCUUUGGGCGAGGAAGCCGAGGAAGAGGAGGCUUCCCAGGCUUUGGAAUGGGAGAUUUUAGAGGAGGACACAGAGGAAGAAUGAAUGACCAGAGGCUCCCCUUGAUGGGAAACAUGGCCAUGCAGCAGCCACCCUCCAGAAUGCCUCCUCCUCAUCAGCCUCAUCAGCAGCAACUGCAGUCCCAGCAGCACCACCCUUCGCGUCCAAGAGGACCUCCUCCCUUCCAAGAGCAUGGGCGCCCACUGGCCCAGCAGCCCCUUCAGCCCCUCAUCCCCCCACACAUGGCUCACCGCUCUCCGCCGUUGCGGCCCCAGAUGGAGCCGCCACCACGAAUGAUGAGCUCCCCACCACCCCACUUCCCCCAGCAUCACCAGCAGCAACCUCCACAGCCCAAAAACAUCCACAUAAACCCCCAUUUCAGAGGGCCCACGUCAUCCUCUGUGCAAGUGCCCUUGAUGCCUCCUGCUCAGAGCCAGCCCAGACCUGCUGUGGGUCCUCAGAGGUUCCCUGGACCGGGAGACUUCCAGCAGCACAUGCCUGGUAAUUUUGGUCAGCCCCAGCGGCCUCCUCAUCACAUGGAGCCCUUUAGGAACCAGCCACCUCAAGGCCCCCAGGAUAGGGAGCCCCUCUUUAUGACAGAGCGCACAGAGUCAACACGGUUUCCAGGGCAGCACAUGUUUGAUCACCAGGGCCCCAGCCCUCUGAUGAACAGCAGCAACAACCUCCACCAGCAGCAGCAGCUGCCCGGACAGGGCCACAUGGGCUUCGGCCCACCAGGACCAGCCUUCAACCAGCCGGGUCAGGGCCCGCUAGGACUGUUUCCGAGAGAACCCCCAAGACCCAACCUCCCUCCCCACCAAGGUCACCAAGGAAUGGUCGGCUUGAAUCAACAAAGUGGCCCCCCUAACCAGCCCAGACCUUUCAUGGGCCCUCGUCAGCCGUUUGGCCAGCAGGGGAACCUUUUUCCCCCUCCACAAGUUCAGUUUGGGAUGCAGGUACGACUAAGAGGCUUAAUGCAUGGUCCUCCUGUCUCCCAGCUUCCACAUCACGACCCUAUGUCAUCCCAUCAGCCCAUGCACCACCAGCAACAACAUCAUAGGCAGGAGUUACCCCAUCACCAGCAGCAACAGCUAAAUCUCAGUGAGCCUCGCCCCAUGAUGCACCAUGGCCAGAAUCUCUUCCAUCAACAGCAGGCGCACGGUAGCCCCAGGCAGAUGACUCCCCGCCCUCAGAACCCCCAGCAGCGCAACAUGUCCAACAGGCAGAGGAUGAACACACCUGUUUCCAAGCAAAUACAGCAGCGCAACAGCAACCUACGGGAGCUCCCUGUAGCACCUGGCAACACAAACAUGAACAGUACCCGCCCCACUGCCUCCCCCGCUGCCAACGUCAGGCCUGUUGCCAAGGCAACACAGGGGGUGCGUCCUGGGCAGAACAUUCAGCCGGUGCCUGACGGUGGCAGAGGAAGAGGCCUAUUUGCUGCCAAGACUGAAUCGCAGCCUGGGGGAGCAGGCAGGACAGUGGUUCGCAAGGAAAUCCCAAGCACACCAUCCAGCGCGGCACAGGACCCUGAUGAGGAUGAGGAGACACGGCAGUAUCGUCUGAAGAUUGAGGAGCAGAAGCGUCUGAGAGAGGAGAUCCUGAAGAGGAAGGAAAUGCGACGGCAGAUGCAAGCCGGCGUCAGAAAGAAGGAGCUGCUGGAAAGGCUUAAUUCCCAGACAAACACUCCAAGCCAAGGGCCUGCUCCUACACUGAUUCAACCUGCACAGCAAAAUCAGCAAACACACCCUGUACAAAAACAACCGCCACCACCACUGCAACAGCAGCAACAGCAGCAGCAGCAGCAGCAGCAGCAUCCAGAACAAAAACAGCAGCCACAGUUACAAAAACAGCAGCAACAGUUACAGCCACAACAGCAGAGACAGUUUCCUCAGAGAACACAACAACCAUUAAAUCAGUCAUUUAAGAAUCCUAAUCAAGGCACCCCCAUCCCUCCUAAUGGCGCCACUCAGACCCUUACUCCACGUCCCAAUGUGAAGACACGCCUACAGAUGGUAAAAGGUAACACCCCACAGCAACAGACCCCCGGGCCUAUUCCAGACCAGCAAUGGAAACAGCCCCAACAAAGUCCGCAGCAGCUGCAACAACAACAGCAGCAGCAACAACAGCAACAGCAACAGCAACAGCAACAGCAACAGCAACAACAACAACAACAACAACAACAACAACACCAACAGCAACAACACCGAAGGAAUAGUGCAAUGCAGAACUUAAACAGACCUGGCACUCAAAACAACAUACCUGUAACUCCCUCAUUGGGCCCGGCUCAGGCUCAGGCUCAGGCUCAGGCUCAGGCUCAGGCUCAGGCUCAGGCUCAGGCUCAGGCUCAGGCUCAGGCUCAAGGACCUAAACCUGGGGCUAAAAGAACUGUGAUGCAGCGAGCCAAGAAUUCUGGUGUUGAAGGUCAGCAGGUGCCGCAAAAAGUCAGAGUCGUCAAACUUUCAGGAGCGAGUGGAAAGGGGCCUGAGGCCACUGGCAGCCCUAUGCAGCAACAAGGCACCUGGCCGGCACCUGCACUCAACCAGGGCGUCCAGAGGAAGGUUACCAUGACAGGACAGCAGCAACAGGGACCAAGCGGAACACCGCAGGCUUGCCGAGGGGGCAUGGGCAACCCACAGCAAAACAGGGUUGUCGUGUCGGGCCGGGGCCGAGGUAGAGGGGGUGGUCAGAUGGGUCGAGGUCGUCCGAUGGCCACCAGACAAAGCCAAAGAGCUGCAGAGAGUGAACGCUGUACCGUGUCCAUAGAGGGCCUCUCCUCAUCUACAACUGACGUUCAGCUGAAGAAUCUUCUCAGAUCCAUCGGCCCCAUUGAGAUGUUCAAAAUGAUGCCACAGCAGAGGAAAGCAGUUGCCACAUUUUCCAGUCCCCAGCACGCAGCAAGUUUUCAAAUGAGCUUCCAUAGGCACAUGAUUGAUUUGUCCCACAUUGAUGUGUCGCUGAUUGAUGGAUGAGGAGCACAAUAGAGCCAGGGAGUCCCGUUACAAGACGUCACUUUCUCCUGACAUGGGAGCUUCUCAUGCACAGCUCCAUCUUGGCAUAGGAAUAUUUCUUCAGCCUUUUGAGGUCACUCACAGUCAACGUCUGCACAGAAGCAUCGUUCGUCAUUCAUCUCCUCUCGACUUUGAACAGUGAUCACAAAGACAUAAGCUGCGAGCACGCCUGUGUUUGACUUUGUCUACCAAUUGGCCAUUGUUGUAAAUUGGCACUGGAGAGACACUGGACAGUUAAUCCUACUUCGAUGUAGUUUGUGAUGAAUGUUUUUGUGCAUCUUACACGGACCCUAAGUAGAACAUAUCAUGAGAUAAUGGUUGCUCCCCUCCUCAGUGAGAUUCAUAUUAACAAAUGCAAAUGACACUUGAACGUUGUAAUUCUAAUGUGACCACUUCAUAGUGUUAUUUUUUUUCUUUAUUAUUAUUUGCGGCUCGGUGUUUGGUUUACACACAGGGAAUGGUUGUGGCUGAUUGUAGCCAGCCUAUUCAUGUGGGCUCUACCCUAGCAGUGUUUGUCCCCCUCUGUAGAUGGCAGUAUUUCAUUACUAUUGGUGCUUCAUUUUUUUUCAACCCAAACCUGCUUUUAGGUAAAGUGAUGAAUCCCCAAGCAAAGCAGUUUUUGGGUAAAUGGCACUACCUAGUGGAGGACUAGCAUACAGGCACAGAGGUGGCCUGGGUGGAUGAUUUAAUAGAGUAGACAUAGCAGUGACUAAAACCAAGUUAACACAGGAUUUAACAGGAUUUAACAUGAAUAUGUGUUUUCCAAAUUCCCUUUUAGUUUCGGGAAUUGUGACUGUGUUGUGUAGAUUUUGUGGUGCUUUAAGUUUCAGUGCUGCUUCUCAGACAUUGUUCAGCUCAAAUCGCUCAUUAAAGUUAGUUCAUUUGGUCAUUUGGCAGUGCUCCUUGUUCUAAAUGUUAGAACGUCUUUUAACUGUUUAAUUUUAACACCUGGAAUGCAUUUAGGAAAAAUACUUCAUGCCUUUUUGGAUGUAUAUUUUAGUUGUAUGUCUGAUUAUGGAGUUAGAUUUAGCUUUCUAAUCUGUCCUAAGUGUGCCUUGAAGGAGUGUGUUUUUAGGUUUUUUGAGAUUUUUUAUGCGUACAACUUAAAUGUAUAUUGUUGGGAAUUUAAUAUUUGUAUUAUUUUGUAGCUCUGAGGGAAUUACUUACAAUUCUUUUCAGGAUAUACACACCUAUGUAAAUUAUUUGAGCUAGGAUAUAUGUUUGGCUUUCUCCUUUCGGAAAUAACUGAUCUGAAUCUGUGUGACUAUCACUUGGUAAUUUGAUGCCUUAUCAAUGAGCUGUAUAAUGUACCUGGAAUAGCACUUUGAGCAAAAGGCCUUCACACUGAGCUAGUAAUGUGGAUAUUUGGCAGAAGAGCAGAAACAAACAAAUUACCUUAAAUGUUGAGUUCCCCUUAUUAUGAUAUAGACGUUCUCCGUAACUUCUGGGCUCUAAAUCAUAAUGAUAUCUUACUCUUACAAAGGAUUCAAAUUUCUUCACACGUGUGAGAAAUUCACUUGUACAAUCACUAAUGCAACAUAUUUUUCUGAGCAUGUGCCCUUGUUUGGGAAGUGCUACCACAUCACUGAAACCUUUUAAUUCUCUUAAUACUUAACUUCCGUGUCAUCAUUUAACUAAAUAUAGCAAGUUAGUCUCACUUACUUUUUCAGUUAUUCCAUGAUUUUUUUUCUACACACAACAUUUUUGUCUAUUCCGGGUUUAGGAUUUGUCAAACAGAAAGUUCUUCUAAAUAUUCAAACAUUGUUUUGCGUACUUUAUUGAUAGGGAUGUGAUGCGAGGAAGGUGAGGGGGCAACCAUUAUCUAUGUAGUGAUCAUGUACAUAAGUAGAUCAGACCUUUGACUCAAUAUUUAUCCUGUUAACAUUUUUUGAGUUAUUCUUUACUCAUGUUGUAUCAAGUUAAACAGUUUUAUAUGUAAAGAUAUGCUGAUGUGUCCAGGCAUAAAUCAUUUUACAAUUGUUUUUGUUUUGAAUUUAGAGCCAACAUGAAAAAAUGACUGGACCACGUUUCUGUUUAUAAGACAUUUGACAAAAAGUUUAAGGGAAAACAAGAAAAUAAAACAUGGCCAAUAUACCGUGAACAUGCAGGUAUGUAAAGCCGGUUCAACUUUAGCCCAAAGAUGUGUGGUUUUGUGUGAUGUCCAUGUGUCUAGUGCAAUGAAGUAUCUUUCUUAUUUGUGCCACAUUUCAAUCAUUCGAUCAAGUUCCUGGGUAUUCACUUUGCAACAUAUCAUAUUUUUCUUUAAAAACUAUCUAUUACCUUGGGAUUAAUGCAAAACUCUUUUGAGGAUUUUUAUUAUUAUUUUUGUAAGUUUGUAGACUUAAGUAAUUAUACAGCAAGAAAUUCUAGCUCAAAGAUUAAGGGGAAUGCCACUGAAUUUUGGCAUUGAAAAUACUUGCUUCAUAUUCUUAAACAAGAGAAAUGUUUUCCUGCAAAUUUAACCUUGAUGUCAUACUAAUGUGGAGCUCCAUGAAAUGUGUAAGAUAUAGGAAUAGGUCUAGUAAUUGUUACAUCCUACAUAACUUCACUGGGAUAUAUUUUUCAGUUAGAGCAAACUAUAUCACAUUAGAGGGUUAACAUGUUGAAAACCACAAAGUCCUUAUUUACUGUCAGAAAGUCAACUCCUGGCUGAGCAUCUGGAUGACAUCACAGAUUAAGUUCUCUGGUUUUGAGAUUUACGAAGUAGUGGUUCACAAGUAGUUACAUUUGUGCUUUCUGCAUGUGUGAAUCAAAUUCAUAAAUUUAGUGGUAUUUCCCUUAAAUUAGAUAUUACUUGAAAUAAUUCAAAAUCUAUUAGGUUUUGAAAUAAGCUGCACUUAAGUGAUUCUCGCCAGUAAAGAUCACUAGAUCCUCAAAACACUUUUAAUACCAAAGGUAUUUGGAUGAAUGGGGUGUCUGAAAAUGUCUAAACCCCUAAAUUCCUUUUAGGUCUUGUAAAACUUGAGGUUGAGUGGUUUACAGUUUUUUGUAUGUUUUACAGUUGUUCUAAACUGGCUUCUUUAUGUUUUAAUCCUUUUGUUUUGAGUUGAACUGAUGUAGAGGUUUUUGUUCUCUUACAAUGUGUAUUUACUGUCUUUCAUGUUGUGGGUUAUGCAUGAUUUUAGUCCUGUGGUAAAUCCUGUGGAUUUGAAAAAGUAUCGGCAAUGCCAGUCAGAGAGAUAUUGUUAUAAGACAUCUGGUCUUGUAAUUCCAGAACAGAUUCAUAUUGAAUCUAUUUGUACCUUAAUUUUAAGAAUUUCGCACAUAUAUGUACCUUGAGUUUAUAGAAAUGAUGUUCUAUAUUUCUCAGAGGAAAAUGGUGCUUAAUGCCUGAUUUACAGUAAGCUAUUUAAUUAGCAGGGUGAUUUUCCAAUCACAUCACCUCAACCCUAUGGUUGAGGUAGUUUAUUUAGAUAUUUGAUUCAGAAAGGUUUAUCUGUCAGAUGUGUAUGGGGCUGUCUUGUGCUCGCAUAAGAGAACUUCAUUUUUGCUGCUGCUGACAAGUAUCAGAAUGUUUCUACCAGCUUCGGGUCAAAUAUGCAACACUAGCUGGGUUGAGUUCUAUACAACACUAACUUGCAACUUUUUUUCAACAGGUCCAUUUGGUGAAUAAGGGUGCUGAGACUUUGCAGACCGGCUGAAAUAAUCAUUUCAUUCUUUCUUUUUCUUCAGGUCACAUCCACGUCACCAGAGUGGUGUCACAACCAGUCAUCAGUGUGUUGCUCACCCCAAAUGCAAAGUUAAGGGACCAUACCAAGGGCUUAGCAUGUUUUAGCAAAUUAACAAAGUAGGUAUACAUGCAGAGACUUGAAACCUGCUAAAGCUGGGCUUAUGUUUCAUGUUAAUACUGUUCACUGUAAUUUGUUCCUAUUUGAUUCUUAUGCGUAGCUUCAACACAUAAAAUUUUAGUUGGGCAGUUAAUUGUUGAUGUGCUAAAACUAGCCCCAGUUUAUAUCUCUAAUGUAAUCAUCAAUUGCUUAAUUCUGAAAAACCCCAGCAGGUCAUUUAAUAUCACUUACUGCUAUUUUGAAGACAUGCCCAGAUUACUUAAAAGACCUUUAUAUCUUGCUGGUAUAAAAAAAUAAUUUCUCUGCUGCAUGUAUUAUACAACACAUUUCCAAAACUUAGCUUUAUUUAAUCCAACUUUUUGUUAAGUUGUGUUAGGCAACCAAGGAGAUACAGUAUGCCAUCUCCAGUUUUGUUUGGUUAGUUGCAUCUUGUUCAAGUUUACUUUUACUAUAAACCAGAUGGAAUAUUUUUGUACCAGCAAAAUGCGGCGUUAAGUGUUUUCAAAUGACCAAGAGUUUUUUCUAAUUUACAAUGUAUUUAUAUUUUAGGAAAUCAGUGGCUUAAAUCUGUUACUCUUAAUGUGACCAUUAACGAAAAAGUCUAAAAAGUAGAAGUACGGAUUACAUGAGAAGUAUAAAUGGGUUGAGCAGAAGCAUGCAAAACCACUGGUAUGGUCCGACACUUGUGGUGCUGGUUUAAUCACAUUGGGCUGUUUGCACAGAUGUUUGGUUUGGGAUGGAACUAAUGAGAUUUGUCUUAUGAAAACACACCUUUAUGUGACCACAGUUAUCAUCACAUCAUACAAACGAUGGCCUCACGGAUUAACAUAUUAAUUUUUCCACAGCAUUCUGGUGCGAAGAGCCGUUUACCAGCUUUAUCCAUGAAACUGCUUUGUCACUUUUCCUGCCUUAACUCACUCACUUCACGCUUCAGGUUUUUUUUUCUUUUCUUUUUUACACCAAUGCAGCCUGCGACCAUAGGAUGAAGACUUUACUUGAACUUACUUCCCUCAUUAAAUAGAUGUUGCUGCAUUCAGAGUAUUGGGCCCGCCACAUUUCCUCCCAUUACUGCUUUUUCUGCCAUCGCUGUUCUUCCAGCUUGCAUAUAUUUUUACAGUUACUCAUCUUUUCCUUGAUGCUGCUGUUGUUGAAUGAACUUGAGACUUCUGUAUCAAGCAGGGUGGCCUACCAGGAUUACCAUUGUUUGUUAGCCCAGUGGCUGGAGGUUUCCAUCUCUGUGACGACAGCCGGGUUCACAGAGCAGACACGUAACUCUAAAGCCGCUUUAUGGCUUUCACUGCACCAAAGGUCAUCCCAGCUUCUUGACAUACAUUGUUUGGUUGGAUUUUGAAAAAGACACUACAGUGGUUUCCUCAUCUCAAACAGUAUGGUGCACCAAAUAAUGACUGAAAAUCCAACCUAUUGAGCUUUGACUGAAACUGUUGACAAAGCAUCUUGUCUUAUGUUUUCACCCUUCGCACUGAUCUAUCAUAUGAAGUGAUCAUGUUUUAUGUUGGAAUAUUCUGAAAUCACUGCGAAAAUAGCUUUGAUGCUGUAAACUGUGGUGUUUGUAAAGAGGCAAAAUGCUUUUUAUAAGAAAUUGAGUAUGUUUUUAAAGAGAUGAAAUAUGUUAAAUUUGGUACCAGUAACUGAAGGAAAAUAAACUUUUUGACUUACACUGCAAAA